CCCGGAAGCGCGGCGGCUGAGGGUCCUUCCGCCACCGGUCCCGCCGUAGCAUGGCCGCCGUCCCGCCCGACUCCUGGCAGCCGUCCACCGUUUCCAUGGAGACCACGUGCUAAGAAGCUCCCAGUGUCUCCGGAACGGGAGAGCUCCGUUAUCCCCCAGUAUCAACCAGUCCUGGUUCCCGCCCCGGAUGGGCCCACUUGUGCUGGAGCUGUACUGGCAACACGCCCCCCGCACCUGCAAGAACUUUGCUGAACUGAGCCGCCGUGGGUACUACAAUGGCACCAAGUUCCACCGCAUCAUCAAGGACUUCAUGGUGCAGGGAGGGGACCCCACAGGUACCGGCCGUGGUGGUGCCUCUAUCUAUGGGAAGCAGUUUGAGGAUGAGCUGCACCCUGACCUGAAGUUCACUGGUGCUGGGAUCCUGGCAAUGGCCAAUGCAGGGCCGGACACCAAUGGAAGCCAAUUUUUCCUGACACUGGGCCCAGCACAGUGGCUGGAUGGGAAGCACAGCAUUUUCGGGAGGGUGUGCCAAGGAAUGGGGGUGCUGGGGCGCCUAGCCAUGGUGGAGACCAACUCCCAGGACCGACCUCUUGACGAUGUCAAGAUCAUCAAGGCGUAUCCCUCGGGGUAGGGGUGUGGGGUGCCCUCCCUCCAAAUUGUACUGCUUGUUUGUAAUAAAAGAGGUUGGAUGUAG
Molecule: messenger RNA, 694 nt
Organism: Poecile atricapillus (Black-capped chickadee)
Lineage: Eukaryota; Metazoa; Chordata; Aves; Passeriformes; Paridae
Gene: PPIL1
Product: peptidylprolyl isomerase like 1
Exons: 5
Coding region: 188-631 (147 amino acids)
Biological process (GO): protein peptidyl-prolyl isomerization; protein folding
Cellular component (GO): catalytic step 2 spliceosome
Molecular function (GO): peptidyl-prolyl cis-trans isomerase activity
Source: RefSeq, a predicted model, not a curated record